AUGGUCGAACACACACUCCAAUUUCCACAAUCCAUACAGGAUCUUGUCGAGGUUAGCCAUCUUCAAUUUGUAAAUUUUGAUCGGAGGGUAGUUUCUACGAGGAGUAUGGAUGCAGUGGUGAUCAAUGAUGAUCAUUUUGGUGAUGAACCCGAUGAUUAUCACUAUUUAUUGUCUUCUCACUAUGAUGGAACUAUUUGUUGUUUUAAAAUUGGUGGAGCAACCAAGGGUACUAAAUUACACUCCUCCUUCUUGUUUCAAUUUAAAACAAGUGAGGAGGAAGAUGUUGGAGUGUUGUACUUUGAUGUGGAUAGAUCGAGUGGUGCUGUCUAUAGUGCUAAUACGGAUGGAACUGUUCGUGUUCAUUAUCCUUUCAAAUCGGUACAACAAUUGAUCAAGUCAAAUAUUGUUGAUUGCUCUGAUGAUAUUGCUAGUAAUUCGGGAAGUAAUUUCUUGUAUGAUUUAAAAUCGAGAGAGGAGAGAGCAGUUUAUAUGGAUUUUUUGGGAUCAGAUCAGGCAGAGUAUUGGAAACUUUGUGAUUCGAAUAGCUUACAGCAAAUGGAUGAAACUGAUGAUUCGGAGAGUGUGGAAAAGACCAGUUUUAAAAAGUUUUUAGCUUCAAAGAAAGUACUUGUUGACAAGAGCAAUUUAAUGCAUGUGAAUAAUAGAAUAAUUGGAAGACACAAUGAUGCUGUAAAUCAUGUUUUCUAUAUUGAAGAAAUUGGAUGUGUUGCGAGUGCAUCGUGGGAUGGUUUUCUUAAAUAUUGGGAUAUUAAUGAUGAUAGUUGUCAACCACUGCUACAAUUGGAUUUGAAAGGAACAGUUCAUGCAAUGGAUGUACAUUUUCCUCUUCUUAUCAUUACUACAGCACCAAGAAAUAUUAUCCUCUUUGACUUGACAAUGCCUCAUAUACCUGUCAAGAUUUGGAAAAGUAAUCUGAAAUGUGAAACUCAAAAACAUUGUCUCAAAUUCUUUUCUGACAGAUUUGGGUUUAUUAUAUCAACAAUUGAGGGAAGAGCUGCCAUUCACCAUAUGGACAGCAAGAAUGUGUCCAGUAAUUUCAUUUUCAAAUGUCACAGAACUGCCAACGAUGUGUUUGCACCAAAUUCAAUAGAUUUUAACCCUUUGCAUGGCACAUUUUCUACAACUGGAGCUGAUAAGAAGGCAUACUUUUGGGAUAAGGAUUCCAAGCAAAAAAUCUACACCACUCCUAACACAGCAAGAGAGGUAGGUGUUGGAAAGUUCAGUCAAGAUGGUUCAUUAUUUGCCUACGUUGUUCAAUAUGAUUAUUCUAAAGGAAAAUAUGGCCUUGACAGUACUUCUACUGCUGAGAAGGUCGCCAUUCAUCUUCACAAAAUGCUACCGGCAGAAAUUGAAAAUAGAGGUAAGUUUUUAACUUCAUUCUAA
Naegleria gruberi is the source of this 1404-nucleotide messenger RNA. RefSeq lists its product as uncharacterized. NCBI's taxonomy places the organism in Eukaryota, Heterolobosea, Eutetramitea, Acrasida, Naegleriidae. The record is from RefSeq and is a predicted model, not a curated record. The coding region runs from base 1 to 1404 and encodes 467 amino acids. The transcript has a single exon. Gene Ontology annotation, cellular component: nuclear pore. Gene Ontology annotation, molecular function: RNA binding; ubiquitin binding. Gene Ontology annotation, biological process: RNA export from nucleus; transcription-dependent tethering of RNA polymerase II gene DNA at nuclear periphery.